GCCUGGGCGUGGUGGUGGGCGCUGGACUGUGUGCGGUGAUCGGUGGAGCUGUGUUAGCCCAGUACAUCUUCACCAUGAAGAAGAAGGCCGGUCGCAAGACCAAGAUCAUCGAGAUGACAAACAUCCAUAAUUACCAAAGCAACUGAACGCAGUAGGGAUUGCGAAAGAUCAAUGUGCUGGACAUAAAUCAGCUUCCUGCCCUUAGUUUACCCCCCAGAGCACUGUGCAGUGAGCAAGAUGGUGGAUAAAGAGAGUUUGCAGAUGUUAGAGAUGCCAGAGUUCCAGAAGAAAACUGUCAAUAUUAAGAACCCCGAAAGAGUGGAAGAAAUCAUAUGUGGUCUUAUCAAAGGUGGAUCAACAAAACUUCAAGUAAUCACGGAUUUUGACAUGACACUGAGCAAGUUCUUACACAAUGGGAAAAGAUGUUCAACCUGUCACAAUGUCAUUGACAACUGCAAAUUAAUCUCAGAGGACUGUAGGAAAAAGUUGGUGCAAAUUAGGAACAAGUACUAUCCAAUUGAAGUUGAUCCAACCAUUAGUACUGAGGACAAGUAUCCUUUCAUGGUGGAGUGGUGGACUAAAGCUCACAAUUUAUUGGUUGAACAAGGAAUUCGGAAAGAGAAACUGGCGGCAGUGGUGCGGGAAUCGGAUGUGACGCUGAGGGAUGGUUAUGAAUUGUUUUUUGAUAAACUGAAUGAACGCAACAUCCCAGUGUUCAUAUUUUCAGCGGGUAUUGGUGAUGUACUGGAAGAGGUCAUUACUCAGGUCGGUGUCUUCCACUCGAAUGUAAAAGUUGUUUCCAACUUCAUGGAUUUUGAUGAGAAGGGUGUCCUGAAAGGCUUUAAAGGUGAACUCAUCCAUGUUUAUAAUAAACGUGAUGGAGCGUUGCGGAGUUCUGAGUAUUUCGAUAAACUAAAGGACAACUGUAACAUCAUUCUUCUUGGUGAUUCCUUGGGUGAUUUGAAUAUGGCAGACGGUGUUCAAAAUACUGAAAGCAUACUCAAAAUUGGAUUCUUAAAUGAUAAAGUGGAAGAAAGUUUGGAAAAGUACAUGGACUCUUAUGAUAUAGUACUUGUGGGAGAGGAAUCAUUAGAUCUGGUCAACGCUAUCCUUCAGAAGAUCCUGUGAAUGGAGAACGGAGGCACCCAGGCCAAGAGAGCUCGGAACCACAAUACUCCUCUACCUUUUUUUGGUUAAUGGUCAGCCAAUUUAUUGAAAAUGCUGUUUUUCAACGAACCGAAGAAAGUAUGUGUUUUUUAAAUUUGAACGUGGCAAAUGAAUUUGUCCUUACAAUGAAUGAAGAGACUUUUAGUAGUUCUUUACUUCACUGGCCACUUUGAACCAGGUCAACUACAGGCCUGUUUCACAGAUUUAGACUACCUCCAGAAAUCUUAGUUUAAAUUCUGUCCAUAAUAUUUUAAAACAUUUCCAUUAAUGAUAUUGCAAUAUACAUUAAUGAGGUUUGUGUAUUCUGCGCUUGGCUUACUGAAUUCCAAAUUACCCACAUAUAACUAUCACAAGUUAUUCUGUCUAAAUGCUCAGAAUUAGGAUGUUUUAAUUGUUUUAAUCAUUUUGUAGAUGUAGAUAAUUCUGAGGAUACAUGUUUAUUUGGCCAUACCUUGUGUUUACUAUAGGGCAUUGUUAUCUGUUUAAAGCAAAUGAUGUAGAUAAAAAAACAAUUGUACGCCACAUUAAAUUGAGGGAAUGUUUUUUUUAAUAUACUAUCUACUUUCUUAAUGUUGUUAUUGGACUCCAAUAAAUUCUUCCACUCCAUCA
Amblyraja radiata (thorny skate) is the source of this 1776-nucleotide messenger RNA. It is a transcript of the gene nt5c3a, whose product is annotated as 5'-nucleotidase, cytosolic IIIA. Lineage: Eukaryota; Metazoa; Chordata; Chondrichthyes; Rajiformes; Rajidae. Gene Ontology annotation, molecular function: magnesium ion binding; 5'-nucleotidase activity. Bases 238 to 1128 code for a protein of 296 amino acids. The transcript is spliced from 10 exons. The record is from RefSeq and is a predicted model, not a curated record. Gene Ontology annotation, cellular component: cytoplasm.